Ochlerotatus camptorhynchus is the source of this 1047-nucleotide messenger RNA. RefSeq lists its product as uncharacterized. The record is from RefSeq and is a predicted model, not a curated record. The transcript has 4 exons. Gene Ontology annotation, molecular function: DNA binding. NCBI's taxonomy places the organism in Eukaryota, Metazoa, Arthropoda, Insecta, Diptera, Culicidae. Bases 1 to 1047 code for a protein of 348 amino acids.
AUGGGUCGGAAAAGAACAACGGUUGCAAAAAAGCGUGUUCAAAAAUGUGCGACGAACAAGAAUAUCGCAUUCGUGGUGGAUAUAAUUCCUGAAUUGAAGGAAGUUGAGCCACCAGCCAAAAAGAAAGCUCAAGUUGAGAUCGAUCUUCAACUGCAAACAUCUGGCAGCGACUUACAGGUGAAUCCUGUUUUCGAAUUCGUCAACAAACCUGAAUCAGUCACUGAAUGUGCCGGUUCCGAUAAGGAAGUCACUGAAUAUAUCGGUUCCGAUAAGGAAGACGCAGAUGUGCGUAAGCUGCCACCGAUAAUCCGCACAUAUCGCCGAAAAGCAUCAGUUGAACAAUUAAUGCAAGAUUGGGACAACGAAUCGUCAGAUGAGCAGGAGGUGAAUCAGGCAAAUGACCAGGAGAUAAACCAGGUGAACACCACACCAAACCAAGUAACAGACUGCUCAUGUGGAACGGCGGAGGAGGCCAGGAAAUAUAAAAAGAUGGUGGAGUCCCUCCAGAUGGAUUUGUCGGAGGAAAUUUUAAAAACCAAACGGCUUGCUGAGGAGAAUGCUAGAUUGGUGACACAAAACGGCAAACUACAAGAAGCUCUAACAUCGAAACUACUACCAGAGCCAGAAACACCAUUCAAAGACUGCGGAGAAUACAUCGAUGCCAACACGUUGCGCCAGUUUUCUCUUGAGGCAGAUAGUGAUUAUUUGUUCAUCAAGUUUAUCAUGAUGAGACUUUGGCCUGAGGGAUUGCUCGGUAGAUCAGUGACGGGACGUCAGUCAAACAAUCCAUCUGGUCGUCCGAAAUCUGUACGACAGGAAGACAAAACUGGAGAGGGCACAUCGGCCGGAGCAAGUAUUUCAGGGGAGAGUGCUGAUGGAACCAGUGUUACCAAGCUUGCGUUGGAGAAGGAAAAAGUGGACUAUUGCAUCCGUUGUCUCCACGAACGUCGAAUCUUUUUGCGAGAUGACGUAAAAACUGCAAUGGCCCGUUCCAAAGCAGGCACAAGUUUGAUGACGAGAGUAAUCGCGAAUGCUUCGCGAUCGUGA